Messenger RNA from Moneuplotes crassus, 1068 nucleotides. Lineage: Eukaryota; Ciliophora; Spirotrichea; Euplotida; Euplotidae. The record is from the annotation of a GenBank genome assembly.
GUUAGAAAUGGAUCAGAAGAAGAUCUCAAAUUUUAUUAUUAAACAGAAGACUUUGGGAAGAUCAAAUGGCAGUCAAAACACCAAGACCAGAAAUCCCACUAGAUCACUCAACUACUCCCCAACCUGACCUUCCCCUUCAACCUCCUCCAAACUCCAGUCAAAACAGCUUUCUCCCUUCCAAAGCCAACAUGGCCACUUGACUAAUCCUCAAAUUCCCUUUAAACCAGCCAGCAGCCUCCAAUUUCCUCUCAAAACCCUAAAAUACCAGUACGACUUCAAGUCAAACCCUCAGCGCAAAGAAGGUCUCUGCCAAAGACUCAAGAAGAAAGAGAGGAAUAAACCAUUUGAGGUGACAAACCUCAGGAUUUGAGAAAGCUUGUAUAAAUAGAGAAAUAAAUCACAGAAACAAAGUCAUAGGCAGCCAGUCCAAGUUUUGAUUUAAGAAAAAUGCAGGGAAUAUUGUAGAUGGCUUCAGUCGGAAUUUGAAUAUGAAGCAGAGGAUUAGGAAAGCUAAGACAAGUGGGUCGAAGAGGAUUUUCAAGAAGAAAAGCAAAUUAGAGCAAAAUCAAUCUUGCACUUCGACUAGACCUGACUCACGUUUUAAUGACAGAAUGACAAUGCUUAUGGAUAGUCCAGGACCUUUAAAUCUCAAAAUCAACGUUGAGAUUAAAGAGCCAGUAAAGCCAGCUCAAAAAACAACUCCUCUAAAAUAAAAAGGUUAUCUCCUAUAAGCUGAGUGCUUGUGUUGGUGACACUGUGUACGGUAUUCAAAGCCGCCUUAACACUCCUGCUUCAACUAAGAAGCUAGUUGUCCCAAGUUCUAGGCCGAGUCUAGUGACUCUUCAUGGCACAUAUCUACAAAGUAUCAGGAGGAGUAAGAUAUCUUCAAAAUGUCAGAUUCUCAGCUCACUGGAUAGUAAAGAGCUAACGCUAUUCCUCGCAGCGAGCAGAACAUCAAGUUUUAAGGAGUCCUUUCUUCAAGAAUCCAACUGUUGCCCAUCUCAGAGAUAAAUUUAUCAUUCUUUCACCCCUAAUUCCAACUGGAGAGACCAGAUUAGUAUCUUCUUG